AUGUGGACUUUCAAGGUAAGUCCGGUAUCGUUUUUUAGGUUCAAGUCUAGUAUAACAGCUUCGAGGACCUGUUCUCUUUCGGGCAAUAGAUCAAUCCUUUCAAAGAAGCCGAUUCGGGACAUCCAUCCUAAACAACCAGCUAGAACAAGGUUUGCCCCUUCGCCGACAGGAAAGCUGCAUUUGGGCUCUUUAAGAACCGCGCUUUACAAUUUUCUACUUGCUAAGAGCACAGGAGGACAGUUUCUUCUGAGACUGGAAGAUACAGAUCAAAAAAGACUAGUCCCUGGCGCAGAAAAGAACAUCUACGACUCGCUGAGUUGGUGUGGGAUUUCGUAUGAUGAAGGUCCAGGCGUUAAUGAAGCAGAACAUGGGCCAUUUAGACAAAGUGACCGAACAGCGAUAUAUCAAAAGUACAUCGCAAGACUGUUGUCAUCAGGGCACGCAUACCGGUGUUUUUGCUCCAAGGAGAGACUUGACGGACUUCGGGAAAGUGCACAAAACUUGAUGCCUCCUACGACGGUCAGCUACGACAGAAAUUGUGCUCAUAUUUCGGAGAAUGACAUUCAAGAGAGAUUGAAGCGGGGAACACCAUAUACCAUAAGACUAAAGUCUCCCGAAACAUACCCUGGCUUUACCGAUUUGUUACACGGCUCUUUGAAUAUGCAACCACAGGUCAAUGCCAUCGACAAACGUUUUGAUGAUCCGAUCUUAGUAAAAUCAGACUCCUUGCCUACAUACCAUUUUGCUAAUGUUGUGGACGAUCAUUUGAUGGAAAUCACCCAUGUUGUGAGAGGAGAAGAAUGGCUUCCAUCCACCCCUAAACACAUAGCUCUUUAUGAAGCUUUUGGUUGGGCGCCGCCAGAAUUCAUCCACAUUCCACUUCUAACAUCCACCAGUGAUAAAAAGCUGAGCAAAAGAAAGGGCGAUGCCGAUGUUAUGACAUUAAGAGAGAAAGGAGUGCUUCCUGAGGCUCUUAUCAACUUUAGCGCAUUGUUUGGGUGGUCGCCCCCCCGGGAAGAAGCUGCCAAAAACCACGAAUGUUUUAGGAUGCAAGAUUUAAUCAGACUCUUCAAUUUGAAUAACCUGACCAAAGGAAAUGCCAAAGUUGAUGAAAAGAAACUCUGGUUUUUCAAUAAACAAUACCUGUCCCAAAGACUGCAGGAUCCUGUGCAGGCAGACAUAAUUGCAUCAGAUCUGCUGCAAGAACUUCAUCCAUCGUUUCCCGAUCUUAAACUUUGCAGACUAAAGCAGAUCCUUAACCUGGUAGGUAGCUCUUUGACUACUGUGAAAGAUCUCCAAGCUAAUUUCCACUAUCUUCUUUCUAAACCUCAAUUUGAAAAUAAUCAAUUUGUCAGAGACUUUAUACAGAAGCAAGAUCUGCGUCAAGUCCAAAGCGUACUACAGCAACUACAAGGUCAAGUUACUGAGCAUUCUGAUUUGCUGGAAUUAAUUGAUCGGAUAGCUCAGAAUGCGGGCAUACGCAAAAAUGUUGUUUUUGAAGCCGCGCGUUUUGCAUUGGCAGCCUCGAUCCCUGGAGUUAAACUUCCAUUACUAGUAGACUUCCUUGGCGCUGAAGAAACCAAUACAAGAGUUGAGGAAGCACUGGAUCGCUUGGAGUUAUCUUUAUCUACUGGGACCUGA
Lachancea nothofagi CBS 11611 is the source of this 1641-nucleotide messenger RNA. Lineage: Eukaryota; Fungi; Ascomycota; Saccharomycetes; Saccharomycetales; Saccharomycetaceae. The record is from the annotation of a GenBank genome assembly.